GCUUUCAGUGAUUGGUGAAAGCCUUCACAUUGGUUCACUUGCAGAGACAUUGGAUAAAAAUCAGGGUAAUGACUCUAUAAUCUCUGUUGCAGUUUGGCUACAUUUCCUUUGUCUCACAACAGAUCUACCCAUGAAGCUGCUGCUUCUCUUCCUAUGGCAACUGCAGGCUCAAAAAGAAGUACAUUUGUUUAACUGAAUGGUGGUGGUGACUGAAUCGGAAGCCAGCAAAAUGGGAGCCAAAGGUCAGAAGUUGCGGGUGAAGCCCCCUUACAACCUCUGAGGUGGCAACCGGCUCCACUUGCCCAAAACUACUAGAGAUGUAAAUGGUCCAUUGGACCUGUGCUCUGCAGCACUCAUGGCAUGUAUGGAGGUUUUGCACGUCGCCCGAGAGGGAGCUCCAUCUGCUGAGUGCCACGGUGUAGGUUGGAGUUUGCAUGCUCCAUCCUGCCAGCCUGAUGAAAGUGGGGCAAAGAAUAGAUUCCUAGUUACGACUGCUGAAUGCUGCGAGCAGCAUUGCAAAGCGGCUGAACUGGAAGAUCCUGCUCAGCCUUCUCUCGCCCUCCUUGCGGUAUCAUCCUUGUCCCCAGAAAUUACGACAACCGGUCAUUUCCCCUGCUCCAACUUUUCAAAGGAAGAGAAGGAGACUGCCUCCAAAAAUGCCUGUUGCUGUGAAUCGGAAACGUCCUUCACCUGCGUGGAUGAAAACACCAACCACCUAAAUCACCCGGGGAGCCUUGCCCAUCGUAGCUGUUGCCAAGACCAAGAGUUCCUUCCCCAUCCUGACCCUGACACAGAGAUGCCUUCAGAAUGGCCCUAUGAUCCACCUUCCAUCAUUUCCGAGGAAGAGGAUGAUGCUGGCUCCGAAGCCGCUGGCGGAAAAUCUAUUGAUUACAGCUUCAUCAGUGCCAUCUUGUUCUUGGUCGUUGGGAUUUUGUUGGUGAUCGUUUCCUAUGUGGUGCCCAGAAACGUAAGUGUGGAUCCCAACACAGUGGCAGCACGGGAGAUGGAGCGCCUCGAGAAGAAGAGUGCCCGGAUUGGGGCUCACCUGGAUCGGUGUGUAAUUGCUGGGCUCUGCCUGUUGACCCUGGGAGGCGUUGUGUUGUCCAGUUUACUGAUGAUGCAGAUGUGGAAAGGAGAACUCUACAGGAGGAACCGAUUUGCAGCUUCCAAGGAGUCAGCCAAACUGUAUGGAUCUUUCAAUUUCCGAGUGAAAUCCUCUACAAGUGAUAAUAUGGAGUUAUCACUUGUGGAAGAGGAAGCUCUUGUUGUAACCAGUUAGCCUGGCCUUGAAGCAGCAAAAAUGGGGAUAGGGGAUAAUUUGCAUUAAAUAGAAGCAAAGGAUCCUUCGACUGACAAAAGCGCCUUUGCCAACCCAUGAAAGGAAAUUUUGCAUUAUAAAGGUGUAUGAUUUGAUGCAGGGGGGAAAGAAAAGAGAGUGCGUUCAAAGUAAGUUCAACAGGUAGUCGCUGGCCUCCAACCAUUCCUUUAGUCACCAUUCAAAGUUACAAGAAAGAGAGAUUUAUGACUCAUUUUUUCACCAACUGUUGCCGUGUCCCCACGGUUACGUGAUCGAAAUUCAGGCGCUUGGCAACCGGUAUGUAUUUCUGACUGUUGGCCUGUCCUGUUUUCUCGUGAUCAUCAUUUGUUAUCUUCCCUGACAAGCAAAGUCAAUGGGGGAAGUCAAGUUUGGUUAAUGCCCGCAUGAUUCCCUUAACGGUUGCAGGGAUGUUUAACAACUGCAGCCAAAAAGAAGGUUGUAAAACAGGAUGCAACUCACUGCACAACUGCCUUGUUUACCAACAGAAAUAAUUGGGCUUAAUUGUGGUCAUAAGGCGAGAACUACCUGUACUGUCUAUAGAAAACAUAUAGCUGUCUUGGUGUACAUAGAAACCAGCUAUGGUGAAUUUCCAACCAUGUGAACUCUGAAGGAAGUUUCAUUCAGAAUCGUGAUAGUCAGCAGGGUGAUACCACAUCAAACUGUCUACAUAAGAAUUCCCCAACCUUUUUGGCUUGGCGGCCCAAGGGAGGAGGGGCAGGUGCCUUCAUGCAUGCGAAUGGGGCUGUGAGCAAGCACACCCACUCGUGCCAGCAUUGAGUGGGCACUUGAGACCCAGUUCAAACGUGCACAUGAAGGUCAACAGUGGUGCAAGUGGGAGUAUGUGCUCACAGUGAUGCUAGCGCCUGUGCCAUGCUCACAGCAACAUGGCUGUGUGACACCAUAAUUGUAGUGGUUCACAUGCACAUGGACUGGCCAACCACCCACAUGGCCACAUGGCCCACAGGUUGGAGAUCCCUGGUCUACAUUAUCAUACUUCAACCACUAUUUUAGUUACUUAAGUUACUUAUUCAUAGGAUUAAUAUUCCAAAUUUUAUCCAGGACCAGUUUCCAAUUGUUCCCCACAUCAUCGGCCUCAUGAGGCUUGCUCCAAUUUCAGCUACAGAGUUUUCCAUGAUUGAGAAUGGACUUGAACCUUGGGUCUCCUAACCCUAGUCUAGACCCUUAGCCAUUACACCAUGAUGGCUAUUCUUGUAACCAUCAGACAGGUUUUCAAGGCCAGGUUGGAGUUGCAUUUAUUAUGAGCUGCAAAGUCAGUUUUGUGGAACCACUUCAGGGCAUUGGGGAAAUGAAAAUGCUGCUCUUGAAUCUAUAUCUAGACCGACUAUAAUGCUGAAGACAUUGGAGGAAACGGAAGGGGCAACGUGAAUAGUUAGGCAAGAUAUUGUGAGUCUUGUUGGAUUGUUAGGAUUCUUGUUGGGUUGUUAGGAUUCUAGCAGCUAUUCUUGGUUCCUGGAUUCUGUCAGUGGCCCUGAUGUGUUGUAUGGGUCCUCGGUUCAAUUUCAUAAUGUCUUAAAUAUAUGAAGAGGCCAUCCCUGAUUAACACCAUAACAUUGUAGAGCAAGCUGGCUUAUGUAGAAAGUCAAGCGUGGUUCUCCAUUGUUCAGAAGACUGGGCAUAAGAUAAUUCAAGGUACAGGAACUCAAAUUGUAAUUGAAUAUUAGGAAACUAAACACUUAAGUAUUAAACAGUUGGGAAUGAGAAUCAGUUAGCCAGAGAAGUUUACUCAAUUGCAAAUUUAUGUUGGAGGGCUGAUGGUAAGGUGAAAUAGAGGUUCUAUGAUCUCAGUCGGUCGUCCCAAUUCUAAGAUUAGGUGCAAAGGUUCAAAUUAGCAUCUUGGGCAAAUGCAGUUGUUGGUUCUUUAACUGACUUUGAUUGGGUUGUCAGCCAAGCCUCGGUAGACAAGAUCAGAAAAGGCUACAGGAAGUUUAGAACUAUACUUUAUUAAGAGAAGGCACAAUAACUUGAUUUUGUAAGCCUGGUUGUGUUAUCCCUUCCCCUUCCUUCCUUAUACUCCAGUGGAUCAGAGAACUGUUUGCUUGAGGCACUUCCAGUUAUUAUCUAACUUCCCAGGACUUAAAGAAAGCCUCUGCCCUCUGCCUAGAUAAUAGUUUUGACAUAUUUCUAUCAAGGGGAUUUCCCUUACUACAAGGGCGAUUGUAUCCAAUUUGUAUUGUAUGCUCAUUAAAAUAAGCAUGAAAUGGAAAGCAUGUUUUGUUUUGAACCUGGAGCAAACAGGUUGUUUCUUGGAAGUUCUGCCAAGUUUCUGGCUGGGAUAUUGUCUGGCAGAAAACCUGGAACAAAUUAGACAUUCCAGAUUACAGCUGAAACAAAAUCCAGGCAAAACCUAUAGGGCAAGUAGAGCAAAGUUAGAGCACUUCUCCCCUCUUCCACAUUGCCUGUGCACACCGAUCCACCCACCAAUCUUCUUGCUACCUUCUUUUUUCCACCUCUCUUUAUGCUGUGCUUUAAGCCAAGGAUAUUGGUGAUGGCAGUAAGGGGAGGUAAGGAAAAGAGGGCAGGCAGACUAAUUGAAUAUGUUGAUUUGAAGUCAAAGACAGCUGUGCAACUAUCUACCCAGUCACCUUCCCAUAAUCCUAUCAGUGCCUUCUCUGUUGUGGCUCCUGCCAUCCAUUGCUUUGGCUCUAUCCCGCUCUACCACCCAAAUAUUUCUGCCUAGAAUACACAGGUUUUGUUCUGCGUACAAAGGACUAGAAACUAGCUGAUUGAUGCACAUAAAGCAAAGGUAAAAGGUAAAGGUU
Thamnophis sirtalis is the source of this 4098-nucleotide messenger RNA. It is a transcript of the gene TMEM74, whose product is annotated as transmembrane protein 74. NCBI's taxonomy places the organism in Eukaryota, Metazoa, Chordata, Lepidosauria, Squamata, Natricidae. The record is from RefSeq and is a predicted model, not a curated record.